Coffea eugenioides is the source of this 989-nucleotide messenger RNA. Its product is annotated as hypoxanthine-guanine phosphoribosyltransferase. The record is from RefSeq and is a predicted model, not a curated record. The transcript is spliced from 3 exons. NCBI's taxonomy places the organism in Eukaryota, Viridiplantae, Streptophyta, Magnoliopsida, Gentianales, Rubiaceae. The coding region runs from base 148 to 729 and encodes 193 amino acids. Gene Ontology annotation, molecular function: hypoxanthine phosphoribosyltransferase activity; magnesium ion binding. Gene Ontology annotation, biological process: hypoxanthine metabolic process; GMP salvage; IMP salvage.
UUGAACCGGAAACCUCAGAAGCUUCGAUAUCUUUGACAUAUCUGUGACUCCUGCUUCUUGGCGGCACGAAACUAAACCAUCUCAUGCCCUUAAACCCCACGAACAAAAUCCUCGUCUUCUCCAAACUCAAACCUCAUAAUAUCAGCAAUGGACUUGAAUUCUCACAUUGAGAAAAUCUUGUGGACUGACCAAGAAAUUUCUCAAAGAGUUUCUGAACUUGCUUCUCAAAUAACGCAAGAUUUUAGUACCAACUCUGACAGUUCGUCAUCUUCCUCUGCUCCCAUUAUAGUUGGAGUUGCCACCGGCGCGUUUCUUUUCUUAGCCGAUCUUGUUCGGAAGAUUCAACUGCCAAUCAGCAUUGACUUUGUCCGGAUUGAAUCCUAUGGUUCUGGGACUGUCUCCUGUGGUAAACCGAAAAUUACAUGCGAUUUAAAGAUUGAUGCCCGAGAUAAGCACGUAAUUGUGGUGGAAGACAUUGUAGAUACAGGAAGCACUUUGUCGUUUCUCAUUGAAUACUUGAAAUCAAAAGGAUCAUUGUCCGUAUCCGUGUGUACUCUUCUUAACAAACCAGAAAGGCGCAAAGUCAAUUUUGAACUUGUGGGAAGCGGAAAGUUUUACUGUGGCUUUGAGUGCCCAGAUUAUUUCGUGGUCGGUUAUGGACUGGACUUUGCAGAGCUGUACAGGAACUUGCCCUAUGUUGGGGUGUUGAAGCCUGAAUUGUACCAAUGACUACGGUCUCACUGAUGCGUAAAACUAUCCAUUGAUUUUUGGCUUAAUAGACUAAGUAAACGGGGAUAAUGUUCUCUACCUCAGCAACUGUACAAACUUCAGUAGAGCGGCGUUUUCUUACUUCCCCUAAGUUUCCUGCAGUGAAAUUGAUAUCCGGAUAGUAUGCAUGCUUUGGACAUAUAUUAUUUGGCCAUUUCUUAGUCUGCAUUUGACUGUUGCUGGCUGGUAUGCAAUAUAUUGCUCUUUACAUUAUUGGAUCC